Aphis gossypii (cotton aphid) is the source of this 1182-nucleotide messenger RNA. Its product is annotated as alpha-protein kinase 3-like. The record is from RefSeq and is a predicted model, not a curated record. Lineage: Eukaryota; Metazoa; Arthropoda; Insecta; Hemiptera; Aphididae. Bases 1 to 1182 code for a protein of 393 amino acids. The transcript has 3 exons.
AUGCAGAAUAUUAGUAUAUCCGAAAACAAUACUUUGUCUUCUACCUCUGCAACGAUCUCGAUAACCGAGCUCACACCAAUGAAACCUCAAAAUAGUCAAAAGAAAGAAGAAAGGAAGAAAAGAAGAAGAAAAGAAAGAAAAGAAAGAAAGAAAGAAGAAAAAAGAAGAAGAAAAAAAGAAGACUCGGCCAGUCAAAACGUAUCCGGCACCACUAUAACACGACCAAACGAAUCAAUGCCUAAUCUAACGGUAGCGGCUUUAAUAACUGAUGGUGACACGGCCGCGAUCCUGCAGGAACCGACCGCCGGUACUGUACAGCCGGUUUCAAUUGAACCAAUUGCAUUUGGCCCGACGCCGAUAAAAUUGGAAAACAACGCCGGACUACGAAAUCACGAACUUUCAAAUAUUAAUACAUCCGAAAACGAGAUUUUGUCUUCAUCUCCUGCGGUCCCGACAACCGAUGAACCAACAUCAAUGACACCGGAAAAUGAUAACGAGAUCGACACGGCCGCGAUCCUGCAGGAACCGACCGCCGUUAAUGUACAGCCGGUUUCAAUUGAACCAAUUGCAUUUGGCCCGACGCCGAUUAAAUUGGAAAACAACGCCGGUUUACGAAAUCACGAACUUUCAAAUAUUAAUACAUCCGAAAACGAGAUUUUGUCUCCAUCUCCUGCGGUCCCGACAACCGAUGAACCAACAUCAAUGACACCGGAAAAUGGUAACGAGAUCGACACGGCCGCAAUCCUGCAGGAACCGACCGCCGUUAAUGUACAAUCGGUUUCCAUUGAACCCAUUACAAUUGGCCCGACACCGAUUAAAUUGGAAAACAACGCCGGACUACGAAAUCAAGAACUCCCGACCGCGGAAGUCUCCUCUGAUCAGUCUGCAACAGUAUCAUACCGUGAUGGAUCGGGCGAACCGGACCUAAAGAGCCGAGAUCUCGCCGGUCUUCAGAAAGAAUUGUGGCAUUCAAUGCCGAAUAUAGGACUGCAUUACACAGAUAAGACGUCUUACGACACCAAAAUCGAGUGUACUGCUUCGAUGAAAGUUUCACACGACUCGUCAACUCGUAGCAGUAUGACUGUGACAGAACCAGAGGUAACCCAGGUUAAACUUAAACGACGCUCGUUGUGGAAGCGGGCGAAGAAAUUCGCCCGUCGCGUAUUUUGUUGCGCUGCAUGA